Molecule: messenger RNA, 3318 nt
Organism: Ordospora colligata OC4
Lineage: Eukaryota; Fungi; Microsporidia; Ordosporidae
Product: chromosome segregation ATPase
Exons: 1
Coding region: 1-3318 (1105 amino acids)
Biological process (GO): chromosome organization
Cellular component (GO): chromosome
Molecular function (GO): ATP binding; protein binding; ATP hydrolysis activity
Source: RefSeq, a predicted model, not a curated record
AUGGAUCUGAGAUUAGAGUCUGUGACUGUUCACAACUUCAAGAGUUACAGAGGAACGCACGUAGUGGAUGGGUUAGACCCUGGAUUUACAGCGAUAAUUGGGCCAAAUGGAUCAGGUAAGAGUAACAUCAUUGAUGGAAUCCUGUUUGUGCUUGGAUUUCGUGCAAAGAAGAUGCGACAUUCGUCUUUAAGGGAGCUGAUAUACAAUGGAGAGCACAGGGAGGAUAUGUGCUAUGUGGAGCUGAAGUUCAACAAGUUUACGAUCAGAAGAGAAGCUUACCAGUCGCGGAAGUCGAGAUACCUUGUUGAUGGCGACGAAAGGAGCACUGCGGAAGUUGCAGGGCUGUUGAGCAGCGAGGGUGUGGACAUGGAGCAUAAUAGGUUUCUGAUACUGCAGGGGGAGAUUGAAAGUAUUGCAAUGAUGAAGCCAGUUAAUGAAGGACUGCUUGAGUACAUGGAGGAUGUAAUUGGAACAAGUAAAUACAAGGCUGAUAUUAAGGAAGGCGAGGAAGAAAUGAAGAAGUGUAUAAAUGAGUACGAAGGAAAAGCGGCGAUGUUAAGUUUUUAUAUGAAGGAAUAUGAGCAUGUUGAGAGAAGAAAACAGGAGGGGAUGAGAGCUGUUGAGGAGAGACUGAAAUAUCUAAGUCACAGCAGAGAUUUGCACAUGCUAAAUGCAGAGGUAGGACGAAGAAGAAUCCAUAGGCUACAGAUAGAGAGAGAAGAAGUACAGAGUGCAAUUGAGCAACUGAUAGCCAGAAUUGAAGAAAAUAAACAUGUGUUGAGCAAUAUGGAUAAGGAUACAGUAAAUGCAAGCAGAAAGACACGUGAUGUAGAGUGCAAAUAUGUAGAGAUACGAAGGGUAUAUCGGAAGGAGGAAAGAGAGAAUAGAAUGAUUGAAGAUGAAAUGAAGAUGCUACAGAAGCGGAUUGUUGAGUUGAACAACCAGAUUGAGGAAGCGAAGAAGAUGGAUGCGAUUAGACAAAUAAAAGAAGCAGAGUACAAAGUAGAGAUGAAGAACAACGAAAUGGAGAUCAAGAGUAGUGGAAAAGAAGCGAGUUUGAUUAGGAAGGAGAUUCAAGAAGAGCAACGCAAUGCAGAGAUGAAGUCCAAAGAAAAGAUUGAAAAAAUAAAAGAAGCAGAAGCAAGCCUAAUGCAGGCACUGAAGAAAAAAGAGGAAGUAUGUAAAGUUUUUAGAAGAUAUGAGGAACGAAUGGAACAGUUAGGAUAUCGCAAGCGUGACUUUGAGAAGAAAAUCAACGACAUUGAUGUAAAGAUGGAGAAGAUUGAGGGAUGCAAAGUGAGUGGAAACAAAGAUGAAUCACAAGUGAAGACAGAGAUAGAAGAAGUGGAAAGGGAUAUUGAGAAGACACGAAGAGAGAUUGGAAAGAGGAUGCAGAGAGCAUCUGAAUAUAAGGAGAAUAUGGAAAGUGAAAGCAAAGAAAAGGAGAUUUUUGAAAAGGUCAAGAAUAUUCCUGGGGUGCAUGGGAGGCUUCGUGAUAUUGGAGGGGUUGAUGCAAAGUAUGCUAAGGCGCUAUUUGCAGCAGGCAAGGGGCUUGGAGGGAUUGUUGUCGACAACACAAGCACUGCAGAGAGAUGUGUAGCGGAGAUAAAGAGAUUAGGUGUUGGAAGAGGGAUGUUUAUGAUUGUUGAUAGGAUGGGAGAGAUGCCAGUGCUUAGAGAUGAAGGAGUUUUAUACAUGUGUUCACUUGUUGAAUGUAAGGAAGAGUUUAAGAAAUGUUUUUACUUUGUGUUGAAGGAUACUGUUGUUUGUGAUGAUCUUGAGGCAGCAGAGCGUAUUGCAUUUGGAAGACAACGGCGAAGGGUUGUUACACUUGAUGGGAAGUUGAUUGAGAAGAGUGGAGUGAUGAGUGGAGGAAAGCGAGGAGGAAAAGCAAAAGAGACCGGAGAUAUUGAGCAGGCAUAUGAGAAGAUGAAUGAAUUGAGGAACAAAUUGAUUAAAGAGUUAUGCGCGAUUAAGAAUGCCAAGGAACGGGAAAUGCUUGAAAGACAGCGUAAGAAGUAUGUUACAGAGAAUGAGAUUGUGUGUAGAGAAAUGAGGAGUGUUGGUGGAGUUGAUGAAAAAAAGGAAGUGGAGCUUGUUAAUUCUGAAUUAGAAGACAUUAAGAAAAAGAUCUGUGUGUUGAGGAAAGAGGUUGAAGGGUUAAUACCUGACUAUGUAGUGAAGAAUAAAGAACGGUUGACUCAGUUGAAUGCAAAGAUUGAGGGGUAUGAAAGAAGGAAUGUUGAACUGAAGAUGUGGAUGUCUGAGAUAGAACAAGGAAAUGUUAUAGAUAAGGAAGAAGAGAUGAGAAAGAUUAACAAGCGGAUGAGCGAGAUAAGGCUGAAGGAUGUAUCUGAGAUCAAAAGUGAGAUGCAGAGGAGCCAAAAUGAGUACAAUCGCAAUGUUGCAGAGCAGAGAAGACUAGAAGAACAGAUGAAUGCAUUGCGUAUGGAGAUGAAGAAUGGAUAUGACAGUGAGAUUAAGCUGAAGAAUAGGAUGGAGGAUAUAGCAGAUGGAAUUGAAGAUAGUUUAAAGCAGGUGAAUGAAGGAGAAAAGCAUGCAAUUAAGAUCUGUUCUGAAAUGAAGGUUUAUGGAGAUGUGAUUGGCAGCAUUGCAGAGCCAUUGAGUGGUUUAGAUAUGAUAGAUGAUGAGAGUGUAGAAAGGAUGAGGAAGAAGCUGGGAGGAGUGGUUGCGAAGAUGAAUGGAGUUGUAAUGAGCGAGAUAGAUUGCGAGGUGCUUAAGGAGUAUGAGAGUGUUAGGAAUGAGUAUGUGAAAGCAAGAGAUGAGUGUGAAGGAAUGAAGAAGAAGAUGGAAGGAAUAAGAAGUAGGAUUGAAGGGAUGAAGAAGAGGAGACUAGAUGAGUUUCUUGAUGGGUUGAGACAGAUAUCUAAGAGCUUGAAGGAGAUAUAUAAGGAAAUAACGUAUGGAGGAAAUGCGGAGCUAGAGUUGGUUGAUCAUCUUGAUCCGUUUAGUGAAGGAGUUGUGCUGAGUGUCAUGCCACCGAAGAAGAGUUGGAAGAGCGUUAGCAAGCUUAGUGGAGGAGAGAAGACGCUUAGUAGUCUUGCACUGAUUUUUGCGUUGCACAGAUACAAGCCAUCCCCGUUCUAUGUGAUGGAUGAGAUUGAUGCAGCACUUGAUUAUAGGAAUGUGAGUGUGGUUUCGAACUACAUAAAGGAGAUGUCUGCGACUGCACAGUUUGUAGUGAUAAGCCUGAGGAGUGAUAUGUUUGAGCUUAGCAAUACGCUAGUGGGUGUGUAUAAGACAGAGAAUGUGUCUAAGUUUUUGGUUGUUGAUGUUGGGAAGCUCAGCAUUAGUUGA